Molecule: messenger RNA, 1476 nt
Organism: Culicoides brevitarsis
Lineage: Eukaryota; Metazoa; Arthropoda; Insecta; Diptera; Ceratopogonidae
Product: TBC1 domain family member 19
Exons: 7
Coding region: 1-1476 (491 amino acids)
Source: RefSeq, a predicted model, not a curated record
AUGGAAGAGCUCAAAGAUGCGAGUAUUCACCACACAGCGAUCAAAUUAGCAGAAGACAUUAAAAAUUUAAAAGUUUAUGGAAAUUUGUACAAAACAGUGCAGAAACUCGCUUGUUCGCCCGAAGUCGAUAAAGAUGACAUGAAAGCCACGUUAGAAGCUGCCAUCAAAGCAAAUGGUCUCGAAACGGAUAUUCGAAAUUUAGUUUUCCAUUUAAUUCGGAGCACCAUCAAGCAAGAAAGUGAUCCGUUAACAUAUCUCCGUCGCGCUGGUGUUCAAUGGGAACGCCGUGUCCGUAAAUCCUUGAACGCAAUGUGUACAGAGCUGAAGGCGCCCUUGCAAGGUUUGCUCCGAAGUGCUGUGGAUAAAGAAGAAUUAGUGUCAAAAUGGAACGAAUUAAGCAAUUACCAAAUCGAUCUUUCGAAUUAUCGUCCCGUUUACGCCCCGAAAGACCUUUUGGAAGUGCUUCUCUCGUUAAAAGGUCCCCCGAGGAAGGAUGAUGAAGAUGCAACUCCUAAAUGGGAAUUCAGUCACAUUUCCUUGCAAACGAAGAAUUUAUUCCAACUUCGGCUUCAUUUCGCGGAAUUGUUGCGUACGGACUCCCUCAUGGACUUUCAUGCAACUUGCGUUAAGGUGUUACAGACUCGACAUGCCCCAUUGUGUCAGCAAGUUCUCAAAAAAGGCGCUACGCCAAAUCAGUUACGAGGCGCGCUUUGGUCUUAUGUGCUCGGAAGUCAUAUUGAGCCGCAUCACGAAGAACAUUGGCAAAAGCAUAAAAUUGCCGUUUUUAAUACAGAUCUCAUCGUUGACAAACUCGUUUUUAAGGAUAUUCAAUUAACUGCCACGAAUGACGACCAAUAUUUCGUUUUUGAAGACAUUUUGUACCAAAUUAUGCUUUGUUUCUCACGCGAUACGGAAAUUAAUUUGUUGGUUCAAACGGAGUUUACGAAUUCUUCGAAGGCGAAACAGUAUGAAGGACCUCCGAGUGGCGUUGUGCCUUUUCAUGGCAUUUGUAUGUAUGUUGCUCCAUUUUGUUAUCUUUACGAUAACCCAGUUGCCUUAUACUUUACCUUCCGAGCCUUCUAUAUCCGAUAUUGUCAUCGUCUCACAACUGUCAAUACUCACCCUCAAGGCAUCGUAAGUCUCUGUCUACUAUUUGAAAAAUUACUUCAAACGCAUGAACCUCAACUCUGGUCACACCUGAGAGAAUUACAAAUUCAACCCAUUCGAAUUGUCUUUAAAUGGUUAAUGAGAGCCUUCAGCGGACAUUUACCGCCCGAGCAACUCUUAAUUUUGUGGGAUUUGGUUUUGGGCUACGACAGUUUGGAGAUUUUGUCGUUGCUCGCGAUCAUAAUUGUGAGUUUUCGGAAGGAAAGUCUCAUGCAAGUGACGACAAUUGAGAAUAUCGAGGCAGUUUUGGCGGAUUUGUCGUCGAUUAAGGUGUUGCCGUUAAUUCAACUCGCGCUGUCGAAGGAUUAA